UCGGAAAAUCGAUUUCUUAACAUGUCAGAAAAUCGAUUUUCCGAUUCAACGGAAAAUCAAUAUCUCAACAUGACAGAAAGUCAAUGUCUAGACAUGACAGAAAAUCAAUGUCUAGACAUGACAGAAAGUCAAUAUCUCAACAUGACAGAAAGUCAAUAUCUCAACUUGACAGAAAGUCAAUAUCCCAACAUGACAGAAAGUCAAUAUCCCAACAUGACAGAAAGUCAAUAUUUUAAUACACAUAAUGAAUAUUUCAUUGAUUAUUCCGUAAACUACGUUACUCGUGCUUCGAUUCAUGAAGUUUACCGUCAGGAAGAUUCCGCAAGCGUUUUUAUGGGCGCUUUCGAAAACCAAUUUGACUCAUGA
Acaulospora morrowiae is the source of this 366-nucleotide messenger RNA. The record is from the annotation of a GenBank genome assembly. NCBI's taxonomy places the organism in Eukaryota, Fungi, Glomeromycota, Glomeromycetes, Diversisporales, Acaulosporaceae.